UGCUCUUGCAGAAGGGACACAGGGAGCGACUCGGUGGCCGUGCUGGAAGCCACUGUCCUAGGCUCGAGGACCCUGCCCACCAGUCUGGGUGGGGCCGGGCACCUUCCUCCCCCCGAGCAGUAGGGUCCUCGCCGGGUGGCCCGCGCCACAGCCCCCAGGAUGCCCAGCAGAACUGUCCGCUACGUCCGCUACAGCCCGCGGCAGCGGCGGCGGCGGAUGCUGGCCCAGCGCAGUGUGCGCUUCCCCAACGACGUGCUCUUCCUGGACCACAUCCGCCAGGGCGACCUGGAGCAGGUGGGGCGCUUCCUCCGGGCCCGGAAAGUGGCCCUGGACACCAUCCACCCCUCGGGCCUGGCAGCCCUGCAUGAAGCCGUCCUGUCUGGAAACCUGGAGUGUGUGAAGCUGCUGGUCAAACACGGGGCCGACAUCCACCAGCGCGACGAGACGGGCUGGACACCCCUGCACAUCGCCUGCAGCGAUGGGCACCCCGACAUCGCCAGGUACCUCAUCUCCCUGGGCGCAGACAGAGAGGCAGUUAACGACGACGGCGACCUGCCCUCCGACCUCAUUGACCCGGACUUCAAGGACCUGGUGGAGCUCUUCAAGGGGACCAGGAUGGACUGAGCCCAGCCCUGUCCGCCCACGGCUCGCACCCUGCCCCACCGCGGGGCCGCGGCGGCCAGGACCCCGCUCGCUGGACACAACCCCCGUCCCCACCUCUGGUCUGGCUUUUUCUCCAGGCGAAUUUUUUAUUGUUGCACUUUUUACUUUUUCAAUAAACACGAUGCCU
Pteronotus mesoamericanus is the source of this 790-nucleotide messenger RNA. It is a transcript of the gene PPP1R27, whose product is annotated as protein phosphatase 1 regulatory subunit 27. The transcript is spliced from 3 exons. The record is from RefSeq and is a predicted model, not a curated record. Gene Ontology annotation, molecular function: phosphatase binding. The coding region runs from base 160 to 624 and encodes 154 amino acids. NCBI's taxonomy places the organism in Eukaryota, Metazoa, Chordata, Mammalia, Chiroptera, Mormoopidae.